Diversispora eburnea is the source of this 810-nucleotide messenger RNA. The record is from the annotation of a GenBank genome assembly. Lineage: Eukaryota; Fungi; Glomeromycota; Glomeromycetes; Diversisporales; Diversisporaceae.
AUGACAACUUGUGAUUUGAUAAAACGGAUCAACCAAUCAAGGGAUUUUCCAACAAUGCUCGUAAAACAACAUGCUCAGCCACCAUUCAAAGUUCAUAUUGUUGGAAAAAAUAAAGCUUUUGUUUGGGAUGCCAAAGUUGGAUCGUUGGUAGGUAGUCUUCCACGUUUUCCAUUGCAAAAUCAAUUUUAUGGUUUACCUUUAUCAUUAACUCCAGAAGAGGUUACAUUGCUCUUAUCCGAAGGUAUUAUUGUAUUAGUAAAUGAUGAAAAGAGUCAUCAAACACCUACCAAACUACAAAUUGAGGAAUAUGAAAAAAGUCAAAAAGAAAAUGAAAAUCAUCAGUUACAAGAUAUAUCAUAUGAUUUCAAACAAAAAGAAAAAAGAAAAAUUGGAUUUGUUUCAUCAAUAACCAUAAAAACUGUAUCAACUAAUUCUUUUGAAUGGUAUAAUGAUGAUAAUCAAAAAUUCAAUACUUUAGAAAUAGCCAAACAAUCUAAUAUUUGGAAUUGGCCAGAAACUGAAAGUGAGAAAUAUAAAUUUAAAAUAUUUUAUGAUCUUUGGAAAAAAGGAUAUUUUAUUACAAGUGGAAUCAAAUUUGGAGGAGAUUAUUUAUUAUAUUCUGGUGAUCCAUUAAGAUUUCAUAGUCAAUACAUUGCUACUAUUAUGGAUAGAAAUAAAAUAAUAUCAUCAUUGGAUAUUAUUACAUUUGGACGAUUGGGAAAGGCAGUUAAAAAAUCUUAUAUGUUAUGUUCUUGGGAUCAAAACUUUGACAAAGGAAUAUAUUUUUGUUUAGAAUGGGCAGGAUUUUAA